Molecule: messenger RNA, 2266 nt
Organism: Scaptodrosophila lebanonensis
Lineage: Eukaryota; Metazoa; Arthropoda; Insecta; Diptera; Drosophilidae
Exons: 1
Coding region: 198-2066 (622 amino acids)
Source: RefSeq, a predicted model, not a curated record
AGAUAAAAAUACAAAAUUUUCAAGUAUUUUGAAAAAUACCUUAAAAAUUAAUUAGAAUGAUGGAAGUUUUACACCAAUCGAACUCCUAUAAUCCAAACAUUGCUCUCAAGACCGAUCCCUAAAGGCUCAGUCCAUGGCAGCUGGACCGGAAGUGCUUGCAGCACAAAAUUAAAAGGCUAUCGCCUCUCAUAAAUAAGAUGGAGUGGUUCCAGAAGAGAGAGGCUUUCUUUCACGCAACAUGGAGCUUUUAUGCAAAUGGAUGUAAGGAACGAAUGCAAGACAUACGUCACCGCGUUGGUCGAAAUACUGACUUUAUAGCGCAUAUUAAAGAUCAAAAAGCUGCAUCCUUUUUUCAACUGCUGACACGCAACUCUCGAAGCCUGCGGCCUCGAAGCACUCCCCUCUCAACUUCAAAUACGAAUAGUACUAUUGCACUAGGAACUGCACCACACGACGCAAUACCAGAGAUUAUUUACAAAGAGUUCGUGCAAUGCUUUCACGAUGAAAGCCCGCUAGGGAAGUUCUCCAAAGCCAGGCAGCGUCGUAAAAGAAAACCUAGAUUCAGGCGCUUUACGUCCAAGGAGGAGCUCGAAAAGCUGGAUGCUGAACAGGCUGCAGUGGAAGAACAAUUAAGAAGAAGCACUAAUCCCUAUGCCGUAGAGGAUCUAACAAAAAAGUUGACGGAUCUGAAACUAAAACGCAAUCAAUUCCCGUCCAGCAUAAUUCUAUUCAGUGCAUCAAGUCUUGGUGAACAAUUCAAAUCCAAGAGAUCUAGAAAGGAAGCAAAAACGGCCUCAACACAAAAAACGAAACUAACAAAAAAGAAUGAUAAAAAACGAAGUAGAUUAGUGGCAGCGAAAUAUCUCAAGAGCUAUAGCUGCCUCGAUCUGAAAUCGUAUGAGAAGAUGAUCUAUGAUGAUGAUAUCGACAAAGAAAAUAUACGAGAACGAACACUAUUUAAAUAUGAUCACGGCUUUGGGCGACGCAUAAAGCCAAAAGAAUUCCUUGCGAGUAAAUCUAGCUUGGGCGACUCUAAGAGCAUGCAAUCACAGCCAUCUAUCAACAUGAAAUCUCCGCGGGACCCCAAUGCCAAUAGCUCGAACAGCAUACUGACUGAGAACCAAUGGUUUUCCGAUUAUGCGCACAGAAAAAAAGGAUGGCUUAAUCGUAUCAGGGAUAUCGCUAGCCCAGAUGAGGCUCAACCUCACAAGCCCGCAAUAAAGGUGGAUCACAAAAUCUCAAAACCGAGAGUACAGAACCUACUUCACCAAGACAAACUGGAUGAAAUGGAUUUGCAGGAGCAGCGUGCAAAAGCCGCACUUUUAACACCGCAACCAGAUACACCACCAGAUGUUUCCAGCCAUCUGUCCAUUCUGAAGAAGUAUGAAAAGGAACUAUUUUCACCCGCUGAGAGGUCGAUAUUGUCAUGCGCGUCGCCCCCUUCGUUCAAGCCACUACUCAUAUCGGAUCUUGUUGCGGAGUACAAAAGAACGCAUAGCUUAGAAAUAUACUUCAAUACGCUGUAUCCGGGACUAUGGGACUCUGUCAUGGACAACAUAAAGAAGCAUUUCUCAGACAAGGAGCCAACAAAAGCCACAAUAGAGCCGGCAGCACAGAGACAGCCUCCACCACCACAAAAGCCCAGACGACGCAAGAGACCGCCCACAAGGCCUCCAGAGACGAUCUGCAAUGUGCAAACGUGCUGCAUUUGCGAGUGUUUUCAACGUGCACCCGAAGCAGAUGCGGACUACAUGCGGUAUAUGAAGCACAAACGUCAAAAGCUCGAGCUACGCUCCUACUAUGCAAGAAGCAUAAUGCGCCAAUGUCUGAUACAAAAGCAUACCGAGCUCGAGUCCAUGAAACGGGAAUGCCAAGAGCUGGAGCACAAAAAACAUCAGGCGGUCGAUGAGUCUAUGGCUAUGGAACGAGAAUCAAAGCACAGCUACACGCGUGCCCUGCUAUUGGGUUGUUAUCAAGCCCUACAAAUUUGCCAGCACAUUGUCGAGCAAAAGAUGCGGCAACGCAACAUGCAACACGAUAGGCAUAACGCUAUUGCCCAAUUCUGAGAGCUGUUCGCCUAUUUCACAUGCAGACCCACGAGCUUAAAUCGAACUUCUGCUUAAACUCGACUGUAUUUGCAUCUGAACUAUACGAACAAUUGUCGGAUUGGGCAACAGUUGAACUUUUAUAAUUUUACACCCUAUAACUAUUUUAUUCAGAGUGUUUAAUUCGGCUAGUUAAUGCAAUAAACUAAAUUAUUUACGCA